UAAACGUUUGAAAUUUAAUUCUGCAAAAUUUUGCAUGCAUUAAUCUAGAACACUUUCCGAUUGAACAUUUCUCUCGGAAGUCGGUGAGAUUCAAUCAGUCCGCAGAUAGCAAUGCUUCAGCUUAAAAAAAUCAGUCUGCUGUUAAUUUGUAUGUAGAAUUGCCAGAACAUAAUCAGUGCGUUAAAAGUAAAAAUUUCAAUUUUUUCUACGAAAUAACAGCUUAAUGCAGGAAAUAGUUUGUUCUCGCAAAAUCAGCCACAGCCCCACUAUAAGAGUUAGUUCCGAAUUUAUUUAUAGGAAAGUAUAAGACGAGUUUCUUGAUAAUAGCCAGAGAAAUCGUCAGUGCCGGUUUUCUUGGUCUUGUGUCUUUUCAAGGAUAUUUGAUUCAGCAUGACGCUUAUUAGAGUAAUUUUUAUGGCAACUGUGGGCUUUGCUGUGGUAAAUUCACUGCCUGCAGGUGGAUCAUACCACGUCCAUCACAGAAUUCACGUGCCGCAAAAAAUCAAGACAAUUUACCACACGAAAAUAAUCAAAGUCCCCGAACACCAUCAUCAUUUUCACGAGAAGGAAAAAAUCAUUAUUGAAAAAGAGCCACCCAAAGAGGACCAUCAUUCAAUUGUGAUUCAAGAUGAUGAUGAUGAUCACGAAGACGAAGUCUGGUCGGAGUCGGAAAAUUCUGCGUUCUACAAGAAGAAGAGAAAUGCCCAUCAUUCCGUCCAUGAAACUAAGCGCCCAAUCAAGAAAAGGAGAAUAGUUCAACGAUAUCCAUAUAAAUUUCAUAGGCCUUAAGCAGGCCUUUUAGUUUGCAAUGUUGGUAGUUUAGGAAAAUAUUUAUUUAUAAAUAAUUGAUAUUUGGACUGUAACAAAGCUUGAAAGGUGCUUUGAAAAAUCAGCAGAAAAUAUGAGUGAAAACCAGGACGUUUUGUAAAUAGUAAUUUAAAAUUUUUGUAAUUUUAUUAAAUAAACUUUUAGGAACCAAGCAUGAAUAGGAAUUAUUUAUGAUUUUAACGGGUUUUAAUGUUGCGAUUCCAAACAUUUUUUAUUUCACUUAAUUGGGACCAUUUACUUCCUUGUGUAUACUAUUUAAAAUUCAGUGCUGUUUAUUAACACGUAUUAAAAUAUCUAUCGCGGCAUGCUCCUAGUUGGACAUAAAAAAUGUUUUUUGGAUUUCAGCGCCAAAUGUUUAAAGAUAUAAAUAUCUCUUCUAUUUACAGGGUGGUUUCUAUAAAUCCUGUUUUAGUUUUGGUCUUGUAGCUGUAACUUUUCUGCUCUUUGAUGGAUUUUGAGGAUCUUGAGCCUAUGAUGAAGCGAAAUCUUCAUAGACAUGCUAAGACAUGACAAGAAGAUAGAUAAGAGAAGAAAGUUGCAUGAAUAAUGGCUCAAAUGAAAAUUCACACCGAAAUAUGUGAUUCUAGCAGACUUUCACCUAAAGUUAAGUUCAGAUUCAAAUAUGUCGUUAAUUUAUACAACUUGACAUACGGAAUUUUUUUCGCUAAUCCAACUUCACCAUAAACCCUAGAUUUUGAAAAUCGGCUGAAGAGAAAAAAAUGUAUCCCUAAAAGGCCAAAACCUGUUCAUUUCUUUGCCACCACUCUGUAAUUAAACGGGAUGAUCGAAAAGUUCGAAAACUUUUUUCGAGCUAAACCUCGUGCAAUGCAUGAGGUGAUGAGAUCUAAAAAAACCGUCUUCGUGUCCAACUGAGAACAAGUGGAACUUUCGCCAAUUUUGCAUUGUUUCAUUUACCAUUCCGUAGAAACUUUAUAUAGACCACUAAUUUUUUUGAAAAGUACACGCGCUAACAGAAAAAGGAUUGCACUAAAUAACGCUUCGGACAGAAAUGAACUCGCUCUGAUGGAUCAGAAUUUAUCCGGAUCCCAAAUUUAUCGAAAUUGGUCAGUGUAACGUCUAUUUUGUUUAGCACAGCUUUAGGCAAGUAAGAUCAACUGAUUAAAUCAAUUUUGUAAACUAUUUCUAAUAAAACACGCAAUUUGUUCAAUUGCAGCGUAUAUAAAAUCAUCAUAAGUAAUAAAAUAAAAUAUGAACAAAAAGGCUAAAUAGCCAUUAGAAUAAGAUAGCUAUGUAAGCCAUAGCACAGACAAUAAAUUCGACUAAUUAGGAAAUGUAUGUCGGAUCUACGCCCAAAGCGAAUUCAGUAAUAUUGGGAAAAAUCGGUUGCAUUUGAACCUACAGUUGCGUAAUUAUGCAGCAAUAAAACAAUAUCAAUACGGUUUGCUGCACUUUUUGCGUAAUUGGAGCGACUGGUUCAAGAUUACGUUUCAAGUUUGCGAAAACAUAAUAACUUCUUUUCUCUUUCCCUUCCGGCACGACAUUGAGACUGAGAGUGAAAUUGCCACGGUAAACGCCUUUUAAAUUACUUUGUAGUUUUGCUAAAUGUUUGUUUAAUGCGUGAAUUGAGUUCUGAAAAUUAUUAAUUGCUCAGUUAAUCGGGUGUUUGCUUGAUGCAAAUAUAUACAGAUAUAACUUUAUGUUCGAAUUACAUUUUUAGUCAAUUACAUAUACCAAAUAACGCUUAUAAAAGGAGGCAUGUUCGACAUUUGAUUUUUUCUUAUUUGCGUAACAUUCUUUGGUUGACUGAACCAUCUCGCUAUGGAAGGAUAUCAUAAGGAGUCGCACUCUCCUACUGCCAAUUAAGCAACAAAUGGGAGCUUAUUAAAUUUGUAAGGACUCUAUGGUUUAACUAUAGAGUAGAAGUUUGUUAUGAGGUGAUUUAAAUAUGAUAUUGGCACCACCAGAAAUUAUUUGUUGACCACAAGGGUCUUGCGGAUAGCAAAUCUCUCGUGUAAAAGAAAAUGCUCUUGUCUAGCUUGUGCUGUGCAUGAAGUCAAUUUCAAGCAGUGGCGGAACUUCCGUCGCUUGUACCGUAAUAUACUAUUUUCACCACGAACACCUGAAGCUAUUUGAGGGUUAUUCAUUUUAAAUAUUUAUUCUCGGUCAGGUACUCCUUAAUAUGGAGUGGGUUUUGAGCCGCAAAUUUUUGCCGAAAAGAAAAUCUUUGGAAGAAGAAAACGGAUCGCAGGAAAAAGAACCUUUGUAACUUCUUUUUUUUACUGGAAGAUGGUUGCAAGAAAAAAAAAUGUGCUUGUGGAGAUAAUAAAUAAUAAGACGGUCGUUUUUGGAGACCCUCCACACUCUUUACGUUGUCACGAGCCCAAUAAUGAGCCGAUUUUGAAAUUUCAAGAAGGCAAAUAAACCAAAAAUCACUUGAAACUUCACGUCUCAAAACUAAUCAAAU
Molecule: messenger RNA, 3253 nt
Organism: Dendroctonus ponderosae (mountain pine beetle)
Lineage: Eukaryota; Metazoa; Arthropoda; Insecta; Coleoptera; Curculionidae
Exons: 3
Coding region: 391-789 (132 amino acids)
Source: RefSeq, a predicted model, not a curated record